This is a messenger RNA of Synchiropus splendidus (mandarinfish), 1423 nucleotides long. Its product is annotated as crystallin J1A-like. The record is from RefSeq and is a predicted model, not a curated record. Lineage: Eukaryota; Metazoa; Chordata; Actinopteri; Syngnathiformes; Callionymidae. The transcript has 10 exons.
GGCGCUAGUGAGCUCACCAGUACUCUGAUCUACCGCGUAGUGCGUUGAAGAAGCCGGACUGCGAGCUUCCGACAGCUGUCGGAGUUCAAGAUGACCGCAGCUCUGACCAAAAGAGCCAUAGGGGCUGUGGUAGGGUCAGCUGUGGCGGAUGCAGCAGCACAGCCUCUCCAUUGGGUGUAUGACCUCCAGAAGCUGCAGGGCAUUCUCGCUGAGAAUCCAAACCCUGAGUUUCGCAGCGAGUCAGCAAACCCUUUCUACAGGAGACAGACUGGACAGCAGAGCUGCUAUGGAGACCAGGCCUUCGUCCUGCUGGAGUCUCUGUCCGAGUGUGGAGGUUUAAAUGUUGAGGAUCUGAAGCAGCGAACACUCAAGUUUUUCGGCCCUGGAUCAGAGUAUGACACUCCUGUCAAUGACCCGUACAGAGAUAGAGCAGGCCCGAGACCUCAGUUGCCCAUAGAUGGACCCUGGAGACAUGGAAGUUUGAAGAGCUUCCUGAAGAACGUCGAUUUGGGCAAAGAGGAAACUGGAUGUGCCACUGACUGUCAGGUAGACGGAAUCGCCAAGCUGGCGCCGAUUGUGGCUUUUUAUGCGGGAAUGCCAGAGAUGCUGGAGAAGGUGGAGCAGGCCAUUCGAGUGACUCAGAAUAAUGAUGCGUGUGUCGCUGAGACUCUCGCAGCUGCCAGGUUCCUGGAGCAUUUCAUCCUGCAUGGUCCUGAUCCUAAAGCCCUUGAUGCUGUGCUGGAUCAGCUCAAUGACCCGAACAGAAAGCAGCCACAGGAUCUGGACAAAGCAGUGGCUGGUCAUAUUCGAGAGGUGCAGAAGAAUUUACAGAAAAGUCCUCAGGAGUUGAUCCCCGCUGUGUUUCCAAACACAUGAGGUUUGCCUGGUGCAUUCCAAGCAGCUCUUCAUGGAGUUCUGACGGCCAGUCAGUAUGAGCAGGCCAUCAGAGGCACCAUGAGCUGUGGUGGGUGCACCUGCAGCAGGGGGUCCUUCAUCGGGGCCUGUGUUGGGGCGCAGAUUGGAUUGGAGGGGAUUCCAUCUUCCUGGAAGUCCAAGACGCUGAGAUAUGACUUGGUGCUGAAGCAUGCUGAGAAGAUAACGCAGCACCACCAGUAGCUGGGCUCUGGCUGCUCAUUUGCUAAAGGUCCCAUAUUAUGCUCGAUCUACUCAAUUAAUAGCUGAUCCGGUCAAGAUCUUUUCCCCCAAUUUUUUGUGUGUGACCCUUCAAAGACCCCCGAUAGUUGCAUAAAAUGGGCCCUUCAAGGCAGAACAUUGUAGAAAGUUGUGGAGCUUUUCCAGAGUGAUUGAUGAAGGGCUUUGUCUAAACUGUUAAAGGGCAAGGUCCUGAUGUUUUCGUCUAUGGUGAAGUGAAACAUUCUUGCUCAUGGUCUGUCAUUGUGGUUUUCUGCAAUAAAAAAAAAUG